Molecule: messenger RNA, 1478 nt
Organism: Coregonus clupeaformis (lake whitefish)
Lineage: Eukaryota; Metazoa; Chordata; Actinopteri; Salmoniformes; Salmonidae
Product: nuclear receptor-binding factor 2
Biological process (GO): autophagy
Source: RefSeq, a predicted model, not a curated record
CUUUUGACAUCAAUUUGACAAAAGCUGUAUCCCAUCUAGGCCUGACCUUGUUUAACUGGCUAGCUAGCUAGUUGUCCUGAAUGUUUUAACCGUUUUAUAAUUUUAGCAGCCCGGUUUAACCAGAAUCUUUGGUCCCGGAAUAAAACAGUAGCGCCGAUGACCGACUGCGAGGGACUACAAGACGUUUCAUGUAGUUUUUACUCUUGAAGAAUAUGGAGGUAGUGGACAGUCCUCUAAACCUCGCCCAUCAGCAGUCCAGGAAGGCAGACCGUUUGUUGGCAGCUGGUAAAUAUGAAGAAGCUAUUUCCUGCCAUGGGAAAGCUGCAGAGCUGCUGAGGGAAGCCAUGACGCUGACCGAGUGUGAACAGGCUGGUCUGUCCAUGGCACUCCAGAGGGACAGCCACGUGAAGCAGCAGCGGCUGAUUGAGGAGAAAUGGAGGAGGACCAGACAGGAGGGCAAGCCCAGGGUCCUCCAGAGCCACCCCUCACACCAGCCCCCUGGCCUCUUGACCAGCGAGCCCCCCCGCCACCCAGAGAGGGAGUACGACACCUGGCUGUACCUCCUGAAGAACAAGGGUGCCCCCCCCCCCAAGCCCUGCCCCGGCAGCAAAACCCACAAGGAUGAUAAGACCCGUCUGGAGGAGCAGCAGACCACCAUCGCCAACCUGCGGCGCCUCCUGGACCAUCUGGCGGGAGAGAACGAGAAGCUGACCCAGGACAACCAGCGCCUGCGUGGGAGAACAUCGGCUGAAGAGGACGCGGCGGACACAGACUUACUGGAGAAGUCAGAGCUGUGGGUUCUGCCUCAGUCAGAGGAGAGGAAGAACAAGGAGAUCCCCAUCCCUACCCCCCCUCUGGAGAUGCCCGAGGACAUCUCUCUGGAUGACCUGCCUGCCCUGGAGCUCCCCGAGGACAGCCAGCACCAACUGCAGGCGCUGCUGGACAGAGACAACAAGCUGUGAUGAGCCAUGCGGACAGACAGACAGACAGAGACCCCAGCCAGCCCAGCACUAACUAACUAAAGGGAGCCUCUCUACAGAGAGACUGUGUCCAGACUAGACUGGAGGAAAGCUGGCAAAUCUCAAUAAAAGUGUUUGAUUGGUUGGUGGCCUCAGGCACUAGAUAGCAACCACAAGUGGUCACAGUGACAAGUUGGUAAAGGUCAUUUCUCCUAGUUCUGUCAGUCUCCCCAGUGUCUCCCCAGUGGGUACUACAUCUAGUUCAUAAAAGAAAAACAAACUCUUUGCAGCAAUUGUGCCUUUUGAAAAUGUCUGAAAUGUUUGUGUUAGUUACCAUGUAGUUGAAGGUAAGUCAAAAGGGAGAGACUAUAAUCAGGGAUCUCCCUGCUUUGAUAACAGGUCUCUCUAUCUGGAGGCCCUGACUGGUCGACUGGGAUGACUGACUGACCCUCUGAUACCCACCAGGGGGAGGGUUGACUGACUGACCCUCUGAUACCCACCAGGGGGAGGGUUGACUGA